This is a messenger RNA of Lacerta agilis (Sand lizard), 1766 nucleotides long. It is a transcript of the gene NCF1, whose product is annotated as neutrophil cytosolic factor 1. The record is from RefSeq and is a predicted model, not a curated record. Gene Ontology annotation, biological process: respiratory burst; superoxide anion generation. Gene Ontology annotation, cellular component: NADPH oxidase complex; cytoplasm. Gene Ontology annotation, molecular function: protein binding; phosphatidylinositol binding; superoxide-generating NADPH oxidase activator activity. The transcript is spliced from 11 exons. The coding region runs from base 56 to 1225 and encodes 389 amino acids. NCBI's taxonomy places the organism in Eukaryota, Metazoa, Chordata, Lepidosauria, Squamata, Lacertidae.
CACUAGCUCAGCAACAGCCAACAAGCAUCAGGGCUGCAGGGAUUUAGCAGCGACCAUGGGAGACACCUAUAUACGACAUAUUGAACUGCUGGGCUACGAGAAGAGGUUUUUCCCAAGCCAGCACUAUGUCUACAUGUUUCUGGUGAAAUGGCAAGAUCUCACCGAGAAAGUUGUGUAUCGGAAGUUCACCGAGAUCUACGACUUCCAUAAAGCUUUAAAGGAGAUGUUUCCGAUUGAAUCCGGGGACAUUAGUAUUGAGAACAGGAUCAUUCCUCACUUGCCUGCACCAAGGUGGUUUGACAGCCAGCGAAUCACCCAAAAUCGGCAAGACACGCUCUCCGAGUACACCAUGGCCCUCAUCAACCUUCCCCGCAAGAUCUCCCGGUGUGGACAUGUCUUGACCUUCUUCAAAGUCAGACCGGAUGACCUGAACCCACCUAUAGCAAGCCACGUCAAGAAACCAGAAACCUUUUUGAUACCAAAAGACUCCAAGAAGAUUGCAACAGAUAUCACAGGACCCAUCAUCCUACAGACGUAUCGGGCAAUUGGCGACUAUGAGAAGAACUCCAGCACUGAGAUGGGGGUCAAAAUGGGGGACAUGGUGGACGUCGUGGAGAAAAGCGAAAGCGGUUGGUGGUUCUGUCAGCAGAAGAACAAACGGGGUUGGGUCCCCGCCGCCUACCUUGAACCUAUGGAUGGUCCAGAUGAGUCUGAAGAACAGGAUCCCAACUAUGCAGGGGAACUCCACGUUGUCCGGAAAGGCUACACAGCCGCCCAGGAAGAUGAGAUCACUCUGAAGGAAGGGGAAACCAUAGAAGUUAUCCAUAAACUGCUUGAUGGAUGGUGGGUUGUCAGGAAGGACGAAACCACAGGCUAUUACCCGUCGAUGUAUCUGCAGAAAUCUGGGGAGGUGAAUAACCCAGAAAACAAUCAGCUGAGGAACAAAGGAGCCCCACCUCGAAGAUCCACCAUCCGAAAUAUCAAGAGCAUCCACAAUCAAAGCCGCAAGCAGAUCAGCCAGGAGACGUAUCGGCGGAACAGCGUGAAAUACUUAGUGAGCCGGAAGAAGAUGAGGAACAACCUCCUCUACAAAGGCGGCACUAUCACGGAGAAAGACGAGACAGAGAAUAACCAGUCCAAGGCUCAACCCGCCAUCCCACCGAGACCCAGUAAAGACUUGAUUGUGGCCCGCUGCUCGGAGACCACGAAAAGCAAAAUCAAGUGAGGAAGGAGCUUAUUUCUGCCCAUGGCAGCAUCUCCAAGGGACUCACUAGCCGGACUGGACUCCUGUGAAGUUCUGCUUUCCAGAACUCUGCGCCUGAAUUUUUAGCAAUGCGUAUUACCGUGUUUGUUGUAAAAUUGUCGUCAGUGCAGGGUUUGAUGCUGGUGGACUCUGUUCAUUCUUCAGGAUGUGCUUUUCCUUCUCCCCCCCCAACAUUAAAUCUUAUGGACUAGUGACUUGUUGGGCUCCAGAAGGUUUAAAUGCCUACACAGAGCAAUUGAGGCAUGAAAGCCUGUGGAUGCCUUGAGUGUUGGCUGGUCAGUGGGGUAACUGAUGCUCCUAAGAAAUAAAUAAUGCUGGCCAUUAGCUUUUGCUAGCUACUAGACUAGAAGUAUUCUGUCAAUCAUUUUUGUGAUAGCAGGAGAAGGAAGAAUGGUAUUAAUGCUUGUCACCCAUUAUCCGACAUAUAGCACAGGCUCUUUUGUAAAUUGUGUUUUUGGUUAAUAUGACCUUGGUCUAUGCCCAAGUAUAUCAAUAUAUGUAU